Molecule: messenger RNA, 2887 nt
Organism: Maniola jurtina (meadow brown)
Lineage: Eukaryota; Metazoa; Arthropoda; Insecta; Lepidoptera; Nymphalidae
Product: follistatin-A-like
Exons: 6
Coding region: 82-1227 (381 amino acids)
Biological process (GO): anatomical structure development
Molecular function (GO): protein binding; collagen binding; calcium ion binding
Source: RefSeq, a predicted model, not a curated record
GGCGGCCGACAGCGGGUCUCAGUCCGCGUCGACUCUCCGCUAGGGCCACACCGAUGGUAAGACGGGCCGCGCGGGCGUCGGAUGCGUGGUGCGGUGUCUCAGGCGGCGAGUGGCACGCGUGGCGCGCGGCCGUGCGCGCACGUGCCGCGGUGGCGGCGCUCGGGGCGUGCUCGUCCGGCGCGCAGUUCCGUGGCGGCGGGCGAACAGCGCAGAGCGCCGCACGCGCCGGCAUGCGACGCUAGCCCGAGCAUGCGGCUGCCCCUGCUGCCGCUGCUCGUGCUGCCGCUCGUGCUCGUGCGCCCGGCAGCAGCCGGGAUCUGCUGGUCGGGGAUGGAGCGCGGCGGGCGGUGCAGCUCGGUGGCGUCGCUGCGCGUGGGCCGCGCGGAGUGCUGCGCAGGCGGCGCGCGCGCCCCGGCCGCCUGGAGCCCUCGCGACCUCGACAGUGGCGAGAUAUUCUUCUACAAGGCGCUUUCUGGCGGUGUGCCUUGUACUGCUUGUGCUGAAUCGUGCGCAGGCGUGUCCUGUGGCGCGGGGCGGCGGUGCGUGGUGAGGGGCGGGCGCGCGCGCUGCGUGUGCGCGGCGACCUGCCGCCGCGCGGGGCCCGUGUGCGGCAGCGACGGCAAGACCUACCGCUCGCUGUGCCGCCUGCGACGCCGAGCCUGCCGCCGCCCUGCUAAGCACCUCUCGUUGGAUUACCCGGGAACUUGCAGAGUGGGAAGUUGUGAACGAGUGCGUUGCGGCGGCGAGAAGCGCUGUGUGCUGGACGCGGAGCUGGGCGCGCAUUGCGUGCGCUGCGGGGGCUGCAGCGUGGCGGGCGCGCCCGUGUGCGCGGUGGACGGCCGCACCUACGCCGGCGCCUGCGCGCUGCGCAAGGCGGCGUGCGAGCGCGGCAAGGCGCUGCCUCUGGCUUACAAGGGCUCUUGUAUAGCGAACGCAACGUGCGCGCGGGUGCGUUGCGGCGCGGGGCAGCGCUGCGUGGCGGGCGGCGCGAGCGGCGCGCGCUGCGUGUCGUGCGGCGCGUGCGGCGGCGGCGCGCGUCGCACCAUCUGCGGCUCGGACGCGCGCACUUACCCCUCGUGGUGCCGCCUGCAGCGCGCCGCGUGCCACGCGGGCCGCGUGGUCGACCCGCUGCACCCUGGACCGUGCAAAGAAAAUAAAAAUAUUACGGACAAUAGUGUGAAUGGCGAGAAACACAGGGAAGAUGUGGACACAACGCGAGUCCUAUAGUCAUAGACUCUAGAAAUAGCACUGCAGUGUUUGAAUAGCUUUGUAGGUGAUGAUCGGACGUGCCGCGUACGACGAUCCGUGAACGCGACUAGGUUUCCGGAACAUGCUGUGUUCAUGACAAAAUUGACCAGAAGUUGGAAGGAAUCGAAGUUAAGAGUCUGUUAGUAUUAGGAAAAGCGACCAUAAUAUUUUUUUGACCAUAAAAACGAAAAAAACUGUUAUCCUAUCCUAAGACUUGUUUCGAUGAUAUAAUCAAGUUUUACCGACAAAAGUAUUGAUUGAUAAAGAUUUAAGAACGAAUGCAGGUUGAGCAAGGUUUUGAAUGUAUCCAGUCAAUAUGCCAGUUUUCAGAGCAAAAUGUUCGUAGUGACUUGUUGUAGAUUUAGGGAAAUCUUCGAAUCUGUUGCACAUUUUUCGAAUAUUGUAGAUAAAUAAUGUCUUAUAGUUAUAAAAGAAAACACUUUACAUUAUUAAAAUUGAGCACCAAAUUGUACUUAAUAUUUAGUCAAAAUGUUAAAGAUAGAAAUAGAACUGUAGUUAGCACAAUAUUCGAUGUAUGCGUGUAUUUCUAUUCUAGAAAAUCCUAAUUUCCGUCUUGUUGACGUUCGCUGCUAUGACAAGGUUCGUAGGAUAAAAUAACUUAAAUUUUCAUUGGACUGACAAAUUGUUCUUAAAAUUUUAAUAACUUUUAGUAGGUACUUUAAGACUUAAGUAAUUUUACUUCACGUAAUGUGGUUUUAACGCUUAUGCAAUAUUUAUUAUUAAGUUAUAAAGUUUUAGUGCAAUAUGUUAUUGAAAAUUGUGUGAAAUUUAUGUUUACAUGUUUUGUUUUGUUUUAUUUUUAUAUGCAAAUGUGUGUCUCAGGAUCACUAAUUAUACGAAAUUCGGUCAAUACGAGAAUGAUUUUCAAAAUACUUAUUUCAGUAUUAUGUGUAUGUAAGUUUUAUAAUAAUUAUUUUUUUAUUUUCGAAACAUUUUACAAUGAAAUUAGGUGACUUUAUAGACUGUAGAUAUGAAGUAAUUUAUUGUUACUUUUAAAUUAUUUCCAAAAUGUUUCCAAGAAUUUUAUUUGUACGGAUGCCAGUGGUGGUUGAAUAGUCGAGUCGAACUGAUAAAUGUCAUGUAGAAAUAAAUUGAGUUCUGGACGUCCUGCUUAGCUUUAAAUAGUUUACAAUUUGAUUUCUUUAAUAUAGACUAUUAGUCCACAUAAGUCUAAUUAUAUUAUUUAAGUUUUAUUUAGUAUGAUAAUUGAGUUUAAUUUAAAAUUAUUAAUCUGUAAGAUCUCAGAUACCUAUAUUAUGAAGAAAAUUAAAUAAAGAAUCGGCAUAAUGAUUAUUAUUGAAAGAAAAUUGUCACAUAGUUUAAUAUAAUAUGUUUAAAAAAGUUGAUCCAAAGAAAGGUGAAUCCAAAAGUUGAUUUGAGAGUAGAUUUGGUAUUGUAUGAUAACUUGAAUGAAAUGAAAAAACACAGAAGUUUUUUUUAACAACAUUUCAAAAAAACGAUAAUGAUCUCUACAAAAUGUUUUAUAACUUGAAGUUUUUUAUUUUAUUUUAAUCAACAGGUUUACAGUCGAUAAGCUAAGCACCUAAAUUGUUGAGGUCACUUUUAUCUAAGUAUGUGAAUUUCUUUGAAUUGUGAAUUUUGGAUAAGUUGUAUCUUU